CGUCUGCCAGCUGGCAGGCUGAUGAACCCGGGCCGUCAAGGUGCCCGCCGGCAGCCCACCUGAAAGCACACCAUCGACAACCACGAGUCGUCAGCUUCCCUUUCAACACGCUUCCAGGCAAACCAACUCAACCACCACCCAAGCAAUCUCCUCCAUAUACCCGGCCAAAAUGGCCACCAUCGGCAGCCUCGAACGCGUCUCGGCAGCUUCACUCUCGCAAAUCCUCCUCGGCGCCAAAGAACGAGCCGCCUCGGGUGACCCCACCAUAGCCAUCAUCGACGUGCGAGACGAUGACUACAUCGGCGGGCACAUCAAGGGCUCGGUGAACGUGCCGUCGCGCACCCUGGACGCCAUGCUCCCGACGCUGGUCCGCCAGCUGCAGGACAAGGAGACGGUCGUCUUCCACUGCGCGCUCUCGCAGCAGCGCGGGCCGGCUGCCGCGCUGCGGUAUAUUCGCGAGAAGGAGGCUGUGGAGAGGGCGGCGGCGGAGAAGAAGGAGGCGGCGGCGGGUGCUGACGGGGUGGAUCAGGAGGGUGGUGGUGGUGGUGGUGGUGGUGGUGGUGGUGAUGGGAAGGUGCAGAAGGUGGUUGUGUUGGAUCGUGGGUUUGUGGGGUGGCAGGAGGUGUAUGGGACGGAUGAGCGGUUGACGGAGGGGUAUCGGAAGGAGUUGUGGGAGGAUGGGUAUCAGGGGUGAGGUUUGAUGCUGGGUGGCAACCGUUAUGUGCGUUCAUACCUUAGAUCGUUAUGUUGAGGAGCCCAAAGCAUAGACCCCUCCGAGGAGUAACACCCCUUUCCGGACAUUCAAAGUAUCAGAGUGGCGCGCCGUAUGCCAUCUAACUGGCACUUGACAGACGCAAACUUCACUUCAGGGGUCAACGGCAGCAUUUUGAUCACGGCAUGGUUCGGCUACGGAGCUCUUCUGCUACAAGCGACACCAUCAACAUCACACGUUGGCAAUCAUAAACGGAGGUCCAGGAAUGGGCAAUAUUGCAACGACGCGAGGGUCGUUAUUGAAUUAAAAUUAUCUGUGCGCCGGCC
This is a messenger RNA of Chaetomium fimeti, 1038 nucleotides long. RefSeq lists its product as uncharacterized. Bases 170 to 694 code for a protein of 174 amino acids. Gene Ontology annotation, molecular function: protein tyrosine phosphatase activity. The transcript has 2 exons. Lineage: Eukaryota; Fungi; Ascomycota; Sordariomycetes; Sordariales; Chaetomiaceae. Gene Ontology annotation, cellular component: nucleus; cytoplasm. The record is from RefSeq and is a predicted model, not a curated record.